Molecule: messenger RNA, 4003 nt
Organism: Lutra lutra (Eurasian river otter)
Lineage: Eukaryota; Metazoa; Chordata; Mammalia; Carnivora; Mustelidae
Gene: ZNF213
Product: zinc finger protein 213
Exons: 6
Coding region: 1514-3070 (518 amino acids)
Biological process (GO): regulation of transcription by RNA polymerase II
Molecular function (GO): DNA-binding transcription factor activity, RNA polymerase II-specific; RNA polymerase II cis-regulatory region sequence-specific DNA binding
Source: RefSeq, a predicted model, not a curated record
AGCAGACUCCCGGCUGUGCAGAUAGCCCAACAACGGGCUCAAUUCCAGGACUCUGGGAUCAUGAUCUGACUGAAGGGAGACCCAGGAGCCAUAGAGAUAUCCUUGAUAGACUUUUGUGUCAACAAAACAUUACUUACCAUAGAAUUAUUCCAAAAUUACACUAGAAAUAUUCAUAGAGGUAGAAGUGUAAAAACAGACUAAAAUAUUAAAAAUGCUCACUUUUGAAUGGCCUUAAUAGGAAUAUAUUUUUACCUCCAGUUAUUUUUGCCUUCAGUUAGUCAGCAAAUACUGUGCCAGGCACAAAUCCAGAUGCUAGGAGUAGGGCAGUGAAAACGCUGACCUCGCGGAGUUUACAGCCCAGUAUUGGGGGACAGAUAUUACACAAGUAUGUCAGGGAGUGAGUGAUAAAAGAGAAAAAUAAGGUAGGGCAGAAGCAUGGCGGGAGGCUGUUCACAUAGGCUUAGGGAAAGCCAGUUGGAGGGAGCGACAUUUGAGCACAUCGAGGGUGCUAGUUUGUGGAUACAGAUAGCUUUAUAAUUUUCCGUACUUAAUUUUUUCUACACUAGGCAUGCAAUACUUGCAUAAUCAAAUCAAAAGACACUGCUUUAUGUUUCAGGAAAUAUGUAUUUCCUGAAAUACAGAUAUAUAUAGCCUCAUAUAUAUCUAUAUAUAGAUAGGUAUAAAUAAGAUAGCCUUAUAUAGAAAUACAGCCUUAGAUCUCCAGGUAGAGAAGUAAGAGUGUGGGAGCAGGUACAAAUGCAUGAGAAGGAGAACCCAGAGCUCCCCCACCGCCCCGCAGACGAAGCUGCUGGUGGGAGACCGGGGGGCUCCCCGGGAUCAGGGUGACCGCGUGUGGCGUACUGCCACAACACCCCCGCCGAGGCUCGGGUGCGAAGAUCGCCGCAGGAGGCUCCGCGUCCCUCGCGGGACUGCAUUUCCCAAGAAGCUCCACGCCCCGCUAGGCGCGGCUAACGACUUCGGCGAGGACGGGACCCAAGAGGCUGGAGAGGAGUACCCCGGAGCCGAGUCACGCUCAUUCAACUCGUGGCUGGGCCAGAUGCCUUCUCGGCCCACCAGACCAGCCAUGGCUUUCCCUUUUCGCCUUUCACCGACCGGGGGAGGGUAGAGAAAUAGGAAAAUACGAGUUUAGAAGCUGACCUCAGCUCGGGGACAUAGGUGGGCGCUGCUACCUCCUGAUCGGCCAACUCUGGGAAUUCUCCCCGUUCAUUGGCUAUCCGUCAGGAAGAAGGCGGACUCAAUGGGCGAAGGGCUUUCUGGGGCGUGUAGUUCGAGUGCUUCUUACGGCGCAUGCGCUGUGUCGUUUCCCGGCGAGCCCCGCGCGAACUUCCGUCGCAAGAACCUGGCGACGGAACUAGGAACCCCUGGGCAGUUGUGGGCGGAGUACCUGUCCAGAUGCCCACCCAGCUGCCACAGGGGAUCCCUCUGGGAGACUGAAGGGCAGGCUCCCAGGCCCAGGUUGAGGCCGGCCAGUCCUGAGCUUUAGACCAGGGGAAUGGCAGCACCCCCAGAGCCUCAGGAUGAGGCCCCUGGGGAGGGAGAGGGGCUGCUGAUCGUCAAGGUGGAAGAUUCCUCCUGGGAGCAGGACUCUGCCCGGCAAGAGGAUAGCAGGGACUCCGAGGCCUGUCGCCAGCGCUUUCGGCACUUUUGCUACAGGGAUGUGGGCGGGCCCCAUGAGGCCUUCAGCCAGCUCUGGGAGCUCUGCUGCCGCUGGCUGCGGCCAGAGCUGCGCACCAAGGAGCAGAUCCUGGAGCUGCUGGUGCUGGAGCAGUUCCUGAGCGUGCUGCCCGGAGGCGUCCAGGGCUGGGUCCGAGAGCGGUGUCCAGGGAGUGGAGAGGAGGCCGUUGCCUUGGUGGAGGUCCUGCAGAAGCAGCCAGUGAAAGCAUGGCCGCAGGAAGUGCCCUCAGAGGAAGUGGAACCCGAGGCUACGGUCCAGGGACCCCAGGCCAGGGGGCUUCGCAUGAAGGUGGGGGCGCGAAGCUGGCCACCUGCACCUUGGGAGCAGCGCAGCUAUGGUGGGUAUUUCUGUUCCAGAAAGCCUAGGGAUGCAUGUGCAUGUACACGUGUGAGAUCUCACUCCUGGCCCGGGCUGGCGUCUGUGAGCCUCUGUUCUUCUUCAGCCCAGCUUCCCGCUCUUAAAGAAGGGAGAACCAGAGAGACAGCCGACACCUGCUUUACCUCUGAGGCCCACGGACCUGUGACAUUUGGAGACAUUCCCUUCUAUUUCUCCCGGGAAGAAUGGGGCUCUCUGGACCCUGCUCAGAGGGAACUCUUUUGGGACAUAAAGCGAGAGAACUCCCGGAAUGUUGCCCUGGCUCUGGUGCCAGAACCCAGUGGAACUGAAGAUGCUGCCCCCUCUCGGCUUGCAGGUUUGGGGCUCCGGAGCCACAGGGAGCAACCCGGGCUGGAGGAGUCGGUGACAGCACCGAGGGGCCAGGCCGGAGACGGUGGCCGUGGCACCGGCCACAGUGACGUGACUGCGUCCUGGAGCCCUGAGGAAGCCGAGGCUUGGGAGGGCGAGGCCCGGCCGGGGGCGCCCCUGGGCCGCGCGGUGGGGGCACGGAGGGGGCGGCCGCCCGCGCGCCGGCGGCAGCUGCGGGACCUGGCGGCGGAGAAGCCGCACAGCUGCGGUCAGUGCGGCAAGCGCUUCCGCUGGGGCUCGGACCUGGCGCGCCACCAGCGCACGCAUACCGGCGAGAAGCCGCACAAGUGCCAGGCAUGCGAGAAGAGCUUCCGCAGCUCGUCGGACCUGCUACGCCACCAGGGCGUGCACACGGGCCAGAAGCCCUUCUCCUGCUCCCAGUGCGGCAAGAGCUUCAGCCGCAGCGCCUACCUGGCCGACCAUCAGCGCAUCCACACGGGCGAGAAGCCCUUCGGCUGCAGCGAGUGCGGCAAGAGCUUCUCGCUGCGCUCCUACCUGCUGGACCACCGGCGCGUGCACACUGGCGAGCGGCCCUUCGGCUGCGGCGAGUGCGACAAGAGUUUCAAGCAGCGAGCCCACCUCAUCGCCCACCAGAGCCUGCACGCCAAGAUGGCCCAGCCUGUGGGCUAAGGGCUGGCGAGGCCCGGGGUGGGGGUGGCGGGGUCUCCCGAGGGUGAAGCGGCGCCGCAGGCCUCCUGGGCUUCACCCUCCCUCUGUGGCCUCCAUCCGGGCUGCCCGCCCUGCCCUGGGGCCUGGCCCCCGCUCCCAGGGAGUGGGAAGCCCCCGCACCUCAUGGCCAUUUUCCUUCUUCUUUCCUGGGGCUGCAGCACAUUCCUGGCCUGUGGCCUCUGCGUGGGAGACAGGCUGCGCCAUCAGGGAAGUGUGAGGACUGGGGCAGGGCCUGGGGUCCUCUGCACUGCCCUAACCGCCCCCCCCACCAGCCUUGCUUGCCCCUGUGGCUCUUUGUUCCCUGCCCCGUGGGCUGAGUCUGUGGGCCUGGCCCUCUGCCCUUCCAAGCUGUGCCUUGAAGUGGGUGUGGAGGACAGGCCAUGACCUGCGGGAUGCUGCUGGGCUCUGGGAGGGACAGCCCAUCCUGGGGAGGAUCUGGGUCCUGGGUAUGGCCACAGGGGGCUUUCCAGCCACAUCCCCUCCCAUUUCUAGGCCUUGACCGUUGGGCCCUGAACGGAAACCAACUGCCUCUGCUCUUAGCCUACUUGCCCCCAAGCAAGUUCCUGAGCGCACUCCCCAGCCAGUCUGGUGAGGGUGGUGGCGGCUCCAGGGAUGGGAGGCCCACACUGAAGACCAAGGACAGGGCUGCUGGAGGCUGGCUGCCCCUGGCGGCCCCCCUCUCCAGAGGUGUGGGGUUCGUGAUACUUAACACUAGCACUCUGUUAGCGCUCAGUCGCUGACUCCCUAAGCACUGCAUUCCGUGCUGCUGGCCACAGUGUCUGCAGAUAGGCGACUGCAGGGACCCACCACGGGCUCUCUGAAGGAGCUUGGCUCUGCUGGUCUCCAAAGGGCAGGCAGUAGAGGACGUUGAAUAAAUAACGGAAUCUUUCUCUA